UUUGGAAUCGUCAAAUUUAUUAUCUCUUCAAUAAUUGAACAUGUUUCGCAUAAUUUUGUUUUUGUUUUUGACAUAAAAAAAAAAGAGGUUUCUGUUUUAAUUAGUUCUAAUAAAGCCCAUGCCAUAACUCAAUUCUGGAGAUUUAUAAAGAAAGGACUACGAACUUGAACUAUUUUUUAUUUUAUAUACAAAUAUAUUAUUUUUUUUUUUACAUUUAAUAUAAUGCAAAAAAAGAAAAUGUCAGUUAGAGAUUGGUCAUUUUCGUCACCCGUUUUAAAUAACACACAAAAUAGUGAACUGCCCCCAAGUCCUUUCUCAAGAAUAGAUAGCUUUGAUCAUCAACAAAAAUUAGAAAAAGAUUUUUGCAAGGACUUUCUUUGUUGUGGUUUAUGUCUGGAUAAUUUACACGAAUUGCUUGAACAUUAUGAAGGCCAUCACCUUCCACGAAAUAACAAUACAAAUACUACUGAGAUAGUUGAAGAAGGUAAAGAGGCAGUAGUGCCUAUCCAUCAAGGUCUUUUAAAUACCUCCUUUUCUUCAUUAUUACCUUUACCACUUAAACAACGCUCAACGAUUGCUGGUUUAAAUAUGUUGGAAAAUACGAAUAAGCAUAAUAGUUCGUUAGAUCUAAAAAACGAGCUAACGACAACGUUAAAUUCUUUGGCUGAUAUCGUUCAUAGUCCAUCCUCUAGUCUAAAAUUAAAUAAUAAUAAUGUUAGUGAUGAUGACGACAUAAGUAUGUCCUUACUUGCCGACAAUUCAACACUAAGUCAACAAUCAAAUUCACCUCUAAGUGAAUUAUCUGUCUUUGAAGAUACGACUGAUAGACCUUAUCGUUGUCAUAUUGAAAAUUGUGACAAGGCUUACAAGAAUGCAAAUGGGCUCAAAUAUCAUCGUAUACAUGGUCAUUGUCAAUCCUCUGAUAGUAAUGAUCUUUUAGGGAAGCCUUUUAUUUGUUUUGUAAGCAGUUGCAGAAAAGGAUAUAAAAAUUUAAACGGUCUUAAAUAUCAUAUGGAACACGCACAUAUGAUGAAAGUCGCUAACUUGACUUCUGACUUAUUUUUGGGGAACAAUAGAUCACCACAAGGUACUAAAAGGAGAACUACUUGAUUAUUAUGUAAUCCAGUCAUAUAUAUACGUAUGCAUAUAUCUAUAUAAAUAUAUCUGUAUAUAUAAAGCCUUGUAUAUAAUAAACAUAACUAUUUCAUUAUAAAUGAAAAACAAAAACAAACGCUAUUGGUUGACCAACAAUCCUAUUCUCUCAACUGCUACCCAGCAUAAAGCCUUUCUUACUAUUACUACGGUAUAUAACUCGAAUAGUGUUUAUUUUUAAUAUAAUCAACGUGUUGAUUUCCUUUAUCAUGGUGACUAUCCA
Molecule: messenger RNA, 1375 nt
Organism: Cokeromyces recurvatus
Lineage: Eukaryota; Fungi; Mucoromycota; Mucoromycetes; Mucorales; Mucoraceae
Exons: 3
Coding region: 223-1110 (295 amino acids)
Cellular component (GO): nucleus
Source: RefSeq, a predicted model, not a curated record